AUGUCUGGCUUCGAAGUUCUUGGGUUGGCCCAUUCCAUAUUUCAGACCAUCAGCUUCGCUCAUGAGACUCUCAACAUUUGUAUUGCUCUAUAUGAUAAGCAGAAGACGCCUGAUGCCGAGGUUGAGGAAAUCGCCAGUUCAAUGGUCGUGGCCGCCGAAAAAGUGACAGCUAUAUGUGACAAGAACAAGAAAGCAUUAACCAAGGAAAUUGCCCAAAUUGCCUCAGGCUGCAAGAAUGACUCUUUGGGUGAAGAAAUAGCGCAGAUCGCCAAGGAAUGCACCAAAAUCACGUCUCAGCUCAAGUCAGAAGUUGAAAAGAUCACAAGGCUUGAUACGAGCGGCAACUUUUUGAUUACAAUCAAAGCAGCAUCCAUGUAUUUAUGGAACAAGGCGAAGCUUAAAAAACUCAACGAAACUUUAUGUUAUUACAGAGAGCAACUGAAGGCAUUGCUCAUCACUCAAAUUUGGUGA
This is a messenger RNA of Clonostachys rhizophaga, 471 nucleotides long. NCBI's taxonomy places the organism in Eukaryota, Fungi, Ascomycota, Sordariomycetes, Hypocreales, Bionectriaceae. The record is from the annotation of a GenBank genome assembly.